Messenger RNA from Syngnathoides biaculeatus (alligator pipefish), 540 nucleotides. RefSeq names its product NADH:ubiquinone oxidoreductase subunit S5 (gene ndufs5). The record is from RefSeq and is a predicted model, not a curated record. Gene Ontology annotation, biological process: mitochondrial respiratory chain complex I assembly. Bases 127 to 453 code for a protein of 108 amino acids. The transcript has 3 exons. NCBI's taxonomy places the organism in Eukaryota, Metazoa, Chordata, Actinopteri, Syngnathiformes, Syngnathidae.
AUUUGACCUCCAUGGGAUGCUUUGCGACACGUUGGCUCACUUUACGAUGAAGGCCUGACGACAGCCGUAAAGCAAAGCGGCCACAUCCGGAAGGAAGGUUAAAUUGACGCCAGCAAAACACGCGCGAUGCCGUUCGUGGACCUGCAGACGCGCCUGGGCGUGAACGUGGACCGCUGGAUGCUGCUGCAGAGCGGCCCGCAGCCCGGGCGGCGCCCCGCCCGCUGCCACGCCUUCGAGAAGGACUGGAUCGAGUGCGCCCACGGCAUCGGGCAGACGCGCGCCAAGCAAGAGUGCCGUCUGGAGUGGGAGGACUUCUACGAGUGCAUGCACAAGCAGAAAAUGCACCAGCGUCUGUACGCCAUCCGCCAGCAGCGCGACAAGAUGAUGAAGGAGGGCACGUACGCGCCCCCCGCCUGCCACACGGCCCGCGACCGACACCCCUCCGAGCCGUGAACGCCGCUCGACGCUCCUUUCUUGUCUUGUACGCUCAAAACGUUCCUCUGCCGUUGAAUAAUAUGAACAAGAAAAACAAACUGCUGA